AUGCCUAAAGCCAUCAUAGGGAGCUGUGUUCUGGUUCUCCUCCUGCUAAGUAGUAAUGUGGUGAAUUUAUUCCAUUAUGCGGAAUGCAGAUGUUUUGAUGAUGCCCACGUUAGUACCGCUAGUCUUAGGACGGAGGCAAAGUCACACGGAAGCGCAAAACUAAAGCCCCAAUAUUACAACUGCACUUUUAAUAACGUCCCCAAAGGGGGAGGAAGCGUGCUCUAUACGGCAGGCCGCGAGUGGAACAAGAACAAAGUAAGAAGAAAACUUUAUGCCAUCCAUUUCGGAAGCAGCUUUGCUAGACCAAGUAAACAGCGUUCUUCCAAUGACACAGCUGAAGGUGAUCAAAAUGGAGGUAAUGCCAGUCGAACACAAAAUGGAACACACGGGGGGGGCUAUAAAAACACGGACGUGUCCAAACUAAGAAGAAGACCUACUAAUAGCGGUGGAACCCCCAUCCCGCAAAUUUCAAAACCAUUUUUUAUUAACCUAUCUACCCAGAAAGAAGACACAAACAAACGCAGGAACUUCAAAAGGCGCCUACGAAAGUAUGAAGAAUUGUAUGAAAAAUUUACCCCCGAAGUGGAAGAAGAAGAAGAAGAUGGUGAGGAAGAAAUUACAGAAAACCACCAAAGAACUGUCUCAAAUAUCACCAUGAACGAUUGGUACCUACGGAACGAUGAGAAAAAGUACAACAAGACUUUAAUGUAUGACUACCUAUCCAACAUGCACAACACGGAAUAUGAAAACAUAGGCAGCGUAGACAAUUUUAUUAAAAACAAUGAACUAAUCGAAAUGGAGGAGUGGCAAAAAAAAAAAAAACCCUACUUAACAUACAAGUAUAAUUUUAUAUACACACACCCAAUUAAUUUAAAAAGGGACUUCUAUACAUAUAAAUAUUAUAUCCCCAAAUUAGAAACCUACGAAGAAGACAUUUCUACCGAAUCGAAAUAUGUGCCAUCGAAUUUUAACUCUCCAAAGUGUUACAAUAAUUCUCCUAUUAACGCGCUAACCACUAGUGGGUUCACUGCCCGUAAUAUCGACACAUUCGGAAAAGAAAGAAACAAAAUAUAUUCGUUCAACACACCAACCGAUGUUAAGAGAAAUAUAUUUUUUAACGACUUAAUGCUGAUAUCUUCCUCCUACAAUCAACAUUUUUUCCCCAAUUUGAACUUUCUCCUAAAUUUACACACACUGCAAAUACUGAUACGCGAUAAAACUGCCAUAGAAACGGAUUAUCUAAUUAACAAAUUUGACCAACUAAAGGAGAAGCUAAUACAAAGGAAUGAAAAGAAUUCAAAUAAGGCGGAAUGUUCUCCAGAAGGGAAUAACCCCCCCCUUCAUUAUGGAAAGAAACCUACUGAUGACCAGAUUCCUGUGGAUAUCCCCGAAUCUGAGUUACAAAUGAAACGCAGUAACAGCACUCAAAAUGAUACCCCCAGUGUGGCAGAACCCCAGAAAAGUACCCCUAAUCAAUUGGAGAAAAACGAAAAAGACCCAAUGGACGAAGAAAUUUCGCGGAGUUUAACCCACACGAGAAACCUCUUUGAUGACCAAAUUCAAGUCUUCAAAGAAGAAUAUAAUCAAAACAUUUUAGAAGACACAGAAUUUAUCAAUUUGUGGAAGUAUGACGAGAAAGGAGAAAUAGUAGAAAAUUCGAACAGCGUACCCAUCCCGAAAAUUUACCUAAAUAUUGAUGAUCCCAAAUAUUGUAUGUGGAAAAUUUUACAAAAUUCGGGAAAAAGUGCUUUCGCUGAUGUUCCAACUCCCAACCGAAAAUUGGAAGCCUGGAGGCAACAAGUAAAUCUAAAAAAAUUCUACAAACAGAAUUUUAAUAACAGCAUAAGUUUGAGGAAAAUCUCGAAAGAAGAACUAACAAAUUAUAAGAUGAAAAUCGAUGAGGUAGCCUUCCGCAGUGGGAAAAGUGCUCACCAGGAGGAUCCCCAUAGGAAUAAAUCAGAUUCAACUGACCCUGAACAGGGAGAAUUCCCCCCCGAUGGAAGACUUUUUGCAAAUCCGAAUGAGCAAAUUUGCAGCGAAGCAGACGCGAGUGACCAGAACAGUGCUGAGUUAAGUGACUCCACCGGUGAUGAUAGGAAGCCAAGAGGCAACCCCCCCAGGGGGCUAAACGAGGACAUAAAUCAUGCCAAUUAUGUCAAUUGUGCCAAUUCUGCCAAACGCAAAGACGCUUUCUACACUUUAGUCGUUCGCGACGGAAUAGUGGAUGAACACCUGUCCGAUGAUAUAGCCAUCUUGAAAAACUUAGACAAUGAACUGAAGCAGGCAGAUGCAAAGAAUGAAGGUGAACAGAACUCAGUUGAACCUUCCAGCACUAUCAACCAGAAUGAACAAACGAAAAAAAGCAAAAUAUUUGUGGGUAGCUUUUUUAACGUCAAAGAUCCUGAAGUGGAAUAUUUAAUUAACAAAGAGUUGUAUUACAUUCCCGAACAUUCCAAUUGGUACAAAAAAAAUACGCAACCUUUUGUGAGGGGUCAGAUUGGAAAGCAGUCCAGAAAAUUCGAUAACGAUUAUCCCAUUUAUGAUUACAGGAAGAGUGACUUUGGUAUGGCCAAAUUUUCCGCCCUAAAUUUAGCCUCAAUAAAAGAUUGCGCUGUGGUUUACCUAGAUAAAGACAUCGACUUAAGUGACAAGUUUAUUCACGUCAUAUUCAUCCAGACGUCGAAGAAUGAAGACGAUCAAGCGAGUACCAAGGAGGGAGACUACUCAGUGUAUGAAAGUUCGCCAGAGGACGAAUCCGUCCAAGCAACAAAUAAAUCGACCACAAAAGAACAACAUGACAACUACGUUAACGGUGGGGAAGAUGCCCACCACGCAUCACCCAAAGCAAAAGAAAACACACAACCAAUUUUACAAAGCGAAAAGAAGUACACACAAAAAGAACUAACCAAUUAUAUGCACAACCCAGUGACCACCCCCAGACUCGUCGUUUACGUCAAAGGGAAUAGCAAAAUAAACAUCCACGAAUCGCACAUAUCGUUAAACCAGAAUAAUGGAGGCCUCGUAAACGCAUUCUCCAGAAUAGCCAUGGAAGAAAAAUCAAACGUCAAGCACACGUUAUCCCAAGAAUUAGGUAAAAAUGUGUGGUACUUUCACAACGUUUCAGUAAAAAAUGGAUUCAAGGCAAAUUACAAAUUCGCAGAUGUACUUCUGGGUAGCCUAUCAACAAGAGUAAAUUUACAAGUUGAAGGGGAAAAAGGAUGUAAACAAGAAAGUUACGGAUUAUCCUUACUAGAGGAUAAACAAAACAUUAGUCAGUAUGAAAUGUUUCACCAUGAACACCCUAAUAUGGAAACAAAUCAGUUGUUCAAAUUUCUAGUAUCUGAUAAAGGCCAUGCCGUUUGGAGGAGCAGAGGGCGAAUUGAACGAGAUGCAAUAAAGGCCAAGUUAAAUACCCUCUGCAGGUCGGUACUACUAAAUUUUGGAGCCAGUGCCGUUGCUAUACCAACUCUGGAAAUUAUUCCAAGUGAUAUUGAAUGUGCAAACCAUGGAGCAACUAUUAGCGAUUUAGAGGAAGAACCCAUUUUUUCUUUAAUGACAAGAGGAAUAUCUGAAAAAAUUGCCAGACAAAUGAUGAUGAAAGCCUUCGUUAAUGAAAUUCUCGACCACAUACCGGAUGAAAAUCUCAGGGAAAGGGUUCACAAAAAGGUUUUGGAGUUCUCCCUCAAGUAUAGGAAGACAAUUCCCCCAAAUUUGGAGAGACUGAAAAAGUGA
Messenger RNA from Plasmodium coatneyi, 3732 nucleotides. RefSeq lists its product as uncharacterized. Gene Ontology annotation, biological process: iron-sulfur cluster assembly. NCBI's taxonomy places the organism in Eukaryota, Apicomplexa, Aconoidasida, Haemosporida, Plasmodiidae. The transcript has a single exon. The coding region runs from base 1 to 3732 and encodes 1243 amino acids. The record is from RefSeq and is a predicted model, not a curated record.